AGCCUAUGUUUUUUUGUUGCAGCGUGUCGGGGUAGCAAAAAAAAGUCUAAAAUAACACGUAUUCGUUUUUAAUGUAAUUUAUCUGAAAGUGACUCUCAGUAAGGUUUAAGAAAUAUUAGCACACAAAAUCCGUCAACAUUUCUAAGGAGGAGCUAGACGGUUUGGGAAGCUCUAUGCUAGUCAGUUGAUACAGUACUGUGUAUCCUCCGCGCCUAUAGGGGCGCUGACGUGUUAAUCAACACACCACUCACUUCCUGAAUCAUCAAACCCGGAAGCGACUCCUUCUCCUGUUUGUUUUUGUCCGGGCUUGUAGAGCAUUACUGGACAUUUUGUAUUACUAUGGCUGUCCCACCGCAAUUAAAAUCCAUCCAGCAUCAUUACAGAACAGCGCUGGAACAUGAUAAAAGAGACCCGGUGGUAGCGUAUUACUGUCGUCUUUAUGCCAUGCAGACAGGGAUGAAACUGGACAGUAAGACUCCAGAAUGCCGUAAGUUCCUGGUGAAGCUGAUGGAUCAGCUGGAGAUGAUGAAGCAAGAGCUCAGCACCAAUGAAUCGAUCUCCCAAGAGGUUGUGGGCAACGCCCAUAUCGAGAACUAUGCCCUAAAAAUGUUCCUCUACGCCGACAACGAGGAUCGAUCAGGUCGCUUCCACAAGAAUAUGAUCAAGUCUUUCUACACCUCAAGCCUCCUGUUCGAUGUGCUGUCUGUGUUUGGCGAGUUGUCAGAGGAGAACAUUGAGCACAGGAAGUACGCUAGAUGGAAGGCGGCCUACAUUCAUAACUGCCUAAAGAGCGGUGAGACUCCUCAAGCAGGGCCUAUUGGCAUGGAAGGGGAAGCGUAUGAUGAUGAGUUCGGCACUGAAGCUGGUGGUCCAUCCUAUGCGUCUUUUGGUGCACCUCAGCCGCAACCCUCCUCCAGUGCAGAUUUGGCAGACCAAGGACCAGCAUCUAUCCCUCCACCCAACUAUAGCACUAUCCAGGUUCCUCCUGGCUCUCACGCUCCAGCCAACACACCUGCAGAUCUUCCUCAUCCAGCAGCCGAGCCCAUGAAACCAGUUCCGGUUCCCCGGGCUGUGCAAGUCACUGACCCCUUGCCCCUCAACGUAAUCCAGCAAGGUGAUGUGCGUCUCACACCAGAGGACUUCACCCGAGCUCAGAAGUACUGCAAGUAUGCAGGCAGCGCGUUACAGUAUGAAGACGUCGCCACUGCUCUCCAGAAUCUACAGAAAGCCAUCAAACUUCUAACCACUGGCAAAGAAUGAGAGCUUUGUGUGCUUAGUUUAUCAUUCUCUAUGACUGACCUGCCCCAUGUGAACUGUGCAGUUCGACUCAAGAUCACUCAAUAAAACAUCCUUUCCACAUCUGCACUAUUACUGGCUGCUCAUAACAAAUAAAAAAAUAAAAAACAGAUAGAGAUUAGGAUUAUAAUCUAUCAGGUGCAUGUGAAUUUACCCUUUGAUGAUAUGCUAUAUGAGGUUAAAGGAAUGCAGUCAUUAAUGACUCCUGGAUUUGAAUGAAUAGAAUGAUUCCAGAUUUUCCUCUUUUCUUUUAAAUAGUUUAAUGCACUACUGUGUCUCUUUUCUGGUGCAAAGGGUUUUGCGAUUAGGUGAACUGCUUACUCUAAAUUGUGUGUAAAUGGUGCCCUGUGAUGGACUGGCGUUCCCAUCCAGUGCUCCGGCUCCACUACAAUCAUGACCAGGAUAAAGCGCUUACUGAAGAUGAAGGAAAAAUAAACAACAUACUAUUCAGUU
Molecule: messenger RNA, 1749 nt
Organism: Ictalurus furcatus (blue catfish)
Lineage: Eukaryota; Metazoa; Chordata; Actinopteri; Siluriformes; Ictaluridae
Gene: vta1
Product: vesicle (multivesicular body) trafficking 1
Exons: 8
Coding region: 340-1260 (306 amino acids)
Biological process (GO): late endosome to vacuole transport via multivesicular body sorting pathway
Cellular component (GO): multivesicular body
Source: RefSeq, a predicted model, not a curated record